Messenger RNA from Notodromas monacha, 615 nucleotides. Lineage: Eukaryota; Metazoa; Arthropoda; Ostracoda; Podocopida; Cyprididae. The record is from the annotation of a GenBank genome assembly.
AUGAAGGCACCCUGGGUGUUGCUGGCGCUGGUGGCGCUUCUGGGCGCCCAGGCUGCGGGCAUGUGCCAGUGCGGCAUCUUCGUGCUCUGGGAGAACAACCGGGUGGGCGAAGAGAUCCUCCUGGGGGAUCCCAUGAGUGGCCGCUGCCGGUCUACUCAGGCCACCAACGGCCGCCUCGAAGGCCGCUGCAAGGCCUACUGUUCCACCAGGUCGGAAUUAUUGACAAGCGGUGGGAACUUGGCUGUGAUGGGAACCUUUCUGAGCAUGGCGACCAAGUUCUAUGCGUGCCAGAUGCUGCAUUCGUUCCACCAGGACCCGAACGGGCACCACUUACACCUGGGUCAGCCCCGAGUGAACGCGUUUUGGGUCGGCAGUUUUUAUCGGUAUUGCCAACAUGACUGGAAAUUCGCAGGCCGAGAAUCCAUCCGCCAAGUCUGCUGCGAACGCGGCGACUUCAUCUUGUGUCCAACGGGAGUCCGCAAUGACAAUCCGCCGGAUUUCAAGUUGGCGGAUCCACCGAAGACUUCAGCGCCGGAAGUGCGUACAGUGCCACCCACUUCCACGGAGCUGCCGGCGGCGCCAGCCAACGCCAUGACUGCGCCACUCGGGAUUUAA